AGUAAAUCUCCUGCUUCCCUUUCACUCUGUCUGCAAAACCCCGUAGCUAUUGACUCUCAUUCUCUUCCAAUUCCCUUUCGUCUUUAACUCAGAAAAUGAGAACGGAGAUGCCUUAGAAGAUGCGUAGUUCGAGAGCAGCAGUGGGUCUUCUUCUCAAGGCAGUCUCCAACAAGAAUAACGCUUGUUAUCCAUUUUUCCGCACACAUACUCGAUACCUCGCCUUACUACUUCUGCACUCUUCUUCUUCUUCCUCAAUCUCCAAUGGCGGAUUCCUUGUUUCCAAGCGUGGGUUUUGCGGCUACGCUGCCGAGCAGUUCUCUGACGACGAGUACGAGUGCGAUUUCGAGGGCCAAAAGGCAUCAUCUUCGGUGGCGAACAUUGACGAGUGGAAAUGGAAAAUGAGCUUGCUGUUGCGCAGCGAAAAGGACCAAGAGAUUGUAUCCAGAGAUAAGAGGGAUAGGAGAGACUAUGAGCAGAUAUCGAACCUCGCCAAAAGGAUGGGACUUUAUUGUGAAAUAUAUGGGAAAGUGGUGGUUGCCAGCAAGAUUCCUCUUCCAAACUACAGGCCAGAUUUGGAUGAUAAGCGGCCACAAAGGGAGGUGGUUAUCCCUCUUGGUUUGCAAAGGAGGGUAGAGGGUUUGCUGCAGGAACACCUUGAUCGAGUCCGGUUAAACUCUGGAAAGUUCACCGACAAUAGAGGUGACUCUGAGCACCUUGAUCAGCUUGAAAAUGCAAUUCCUGAUGAGAAUGCCGAUUCUCUUCUAGAUGGGUCUGUCAUGGAGAAGGUUCUUCAGAGGAGGAGUUUGCGGAUGCGUAAUAUGCAAAGAGCUUGGCAGGAAUCACCUGAAGGCAAGAAGAUGCUAGAAUUCCGCAAAUCACUACCGGCUUUCAAGGAGAAUGAAAGGUUGCUGCAAGCAAUUGCACAAAAUCAGGUAAUAGUGAUUUCUGGAGAGACUGGAUGUGGUAAGACCACUCAACUUCCUCAAUAUAUACUAGAGUCAGAAAUAGAAUCUGGCCGUGGAGCAUUCUGUAGCAUCAUUUGUACACAGCCUCGAAGAAUAUCUGCUAUGGCUGUUGCAGAAAGAGUGUCAGCAGAGAGGGGAGAGCCUCUUGGUGAAACAGUUGGUUAUAAAGUUCGAUUGGAGGGAAUGAAGGGAAAAAAUACCCAUCUGCUUUUCUGUACCAGUGGUAUUUUACUUCGCCGUCUGUUGAGUGAUCGCAACCUGAAUGGUAUAACCCAUGUUUUCGUUGAUGAGAUUCAUGAGCGAGGCAUGAAUGAAGACUUCUUAUUGAUUGUGUUGAAGGAUCUGCUUCCACGCCGUCGGGAUUUAAGAUUGGUUUUAAUGAGUGCCACUCUGAAUGCUGAGCUAUUUUCAAAUUAUUUUGGAGGAGCACCAACAAUUCACAUUCCGGGCUUUACAUAUCCAGUGAAAGCACACUUUUUAGAAGAUGUACUUGAAAUAACUGGGUAUAAGUUGACCUCUUUCAACCAAAUUGAUGAUUAUGGCCAAGACAAAAUGUGGAAAACACAGAAGCAGUUAGUGCCUCGAAAAAGGAAAAACCAGAUUACUGCUCUAGUUGAGGAUGCUCUUAAUAAAUCAAGCUUUGAGAGUUACAGCCCCAGGGCGCGUGAUUCACUAUCAUGUUGGACACCUGAUUGCAUAGGAUUUAAUUUAAUCGAGGCAGUUUUAUGCCAUAUAUGUCGAAAGGAACGACCAGGUGCUGUUCUAGUGUUCAUGACUGGGUGGGAGGAUAUCAGCUGUUUGAGGGAUCAACUUAAGGCCCAUCCCCUUUUAGGUGAUCCUAACAGGGUUUUGCUAAUAACUUGCCAUGGGUCAAUGGCAACAUCCGAACAGAAACUCAUAUUUGGAAGACCACCUCCUAAUGUUCGUAAAGUAGUUCUUGCUACAAAUAUGGCAGAAGCAAGCAUUACAAUCAAUGAUGUGGUUUUUGUCGUUGAUUGUGGAAAAGCAAAAGAGACCUCAUAUGAUGCUUUGAAUAAUACACCUUGUCUACUACCUUCUUGGAUAUCGCAAGCAUCUGCUCGGCAAAGAAGGGGCAGGGCUGGUCGGGUGCAGCCAGGCGAAUGCUUCCACCUUUACCCCAGAUGUGUUUAUCAUGCUUUUGCGGAAUAUCAACUUCCUGAACUUCUCAGAACUCCUUUAAACUCUCUCUGCUUGCAAAUUAAAAGUCUGCAGGUUCCUAGUAUAGGGGAAUUCUUGUCAGCUGCCUUGCAGCCACCGGAACCACUUGCUGUUCAAAAUGCCAUUGGCUUUCUUACAUCGAUUGGGGCAUUAGAUGAUAAUGAAAAUUUGACAAGUCUCGGAAAAUAUUUGUCAAUACUUCCAGUAGAUCCCAAACUAGGGAAAAUGCUGAUUAUGGGUGCCGUGUUUCAUUGCUUUGAUCCUGUUCUUACAAUAGUGUCUGGGCUUAGCGUCAGAGAUCCUUUCCUUUUGCCUCAAGACAAAAAGGAUUUAGCAGGGACAGCAAAAUCUAGAUUCUCUGCAAAAGAUUACAGUGAUCAUAUGGCUCUUGUUCGUGCAUAUGAAGGAUGGAAAGAUGCAGAACGAGAAGGAUCAGCGUAUGAAUACUGCUGGAGAAAUUUCCUUUCUGCCCAAACACUUCAGGCUAUUCAUUCUCUUCGGAAGCAGUUUAACUACAUUUUGAGAGAUGCUGGCUUGGUGGAUGCAGAUGCAAGCAUUAACAACAAGCUAAGUCACAACCAGUCCUUGGUUCGUGCAAUCAUAUGUUCUGGACUUUUCCCUGGAAUAGCGUCUGUAGUGCACCGAGAGACAUCCAUGUCUUUCAAAACGAUGGAUGAUGGCCAGGUUUUACUAUAUGCUAAUUCUGUGAAUGCACGUUACCAAACAAUUCCCUACCCCUGGCUGGUCUUUGGUGAAAAAGUAAAGGUCAAUACUGUUUUCAUACGUGAUUCCACCGGUGUAUCCGAUUCAAUACUGAUCCUUUUUGGUGGUUCCUUGAACCAUGGGGUCCAGGCUGGGCAUUUGAGAAUGUUGGAAGGUUAUAUUGACUUCUUCAUGGAUCCUAGUUUGGUGGACUGCUAUUUGAAGCUUAAGGAAGAACUUAAUGAGCUUAUUCAAAAGAAGCUUCAAGAUCCUAGCCUUGAUAUUCACAAGGAAGGGAAGUACCUUAUGCUUGCUGUUCAAGAGCUAGUAUCCGGAGAUCAAUGUGAAGGAAGAUUUGUAUUUGGCCGUGACAGCAAGAGGCCAAAGGAGUCUGGUGAUAACAGCAGAUUCACAAAAGACGGAACCAAUCCUAAGAGUUUGCUACAAACUCUGUUGAUGAGAGCAGGACACUCCCCUCCAAAAUAUAAAACAAAGCACCUUAAGUCGAAUGAAUUCAGAGCAUUGGUGGAGUUCAAGGGCAUGCAAUUUGUUGGGAAACCCAAGAAAAAUAAGCAGCUUGCAGAAAGGGAUGCUGCUAUAGAAGCACUGGCCUGGUUGACUCACACCUCAGACAAUAGUCGUGAUGAAGAGAACAACUCCCCUCCUGAUGUCACUGACAACAUGCUGAAACUUCUUGGGAAACGCAGAAGAUCAAAACGUCAGUCUGGUUGAUUGUGAUUACUGAUCUGGAAGACAGAGCUGCUGCCAUAAGGUGGUUGGUGAUAACUGUUGAGUACUACUGAUCUAGACGAUGGUGCGUAGGAUGCUCUAAGCAAUAUCUCCUUCGGAAAAAAGAAGUCUUCUUCAUCACUAAUAGGAAAGACCAAAAGACUCCUGAUUUGAGCGGGCUGGACAUUUCCUCAUUAGUAUAUGAUUAUUAGGUGCAGCAUUGGGUGAAAGAAAUAACAUUUUCUCGAUGAGAUAAUGUUGUGUAACUUUAGAAAUGGGCAUAAAUAUAACCCAGUUGGUAUAUAGUAUUUGGUAGAGUGGGAUAGUAUAUAGGAAUACAAAUCUUUUCCUUUAAGGGGGUUCUUAUAGAUGGUUGAAGUCUUCAUUGAAUCUCCGUAGCCGCUCACGCCAUUGGUGAGUCUGAAAUGUUGCAAAGGGGUGUAGAUCAUUUCGGAAAAACAUUUCGUUGAAGUCUUCAUGAGAUCUUGAUAGCCGUUGACACUUUACAUUAGUCUGUGAAGUGGCGCAAAGUGUUUUGUAUGUGGCCUCAUUAGGUCGUUGCUUUUAUUUAUAGAAAGACAAACUAAUUGCAGUGAUGGUUCUUCUGAACUCGUUAGAUAUGGAGAUACAUUUUUUUUUUUUU
Prunus dulcis (almond) is the source of this 4218-nucleotide messenger RNA. Its product is annotated as DExH-box ATP-dependent RNA helicase DExH3. The record is from RefSeq and is a predicted model, not a curated record. NCBI's taxonomy places the organism in Eukaryota, Viridiplantae, Streptophyta, Magnoliopsida, Rosales, Rosaceae. Gene Ontology annotation, cellular component: intracellular anatomical structure; nucleus. The transcript has 19 exons. Gene Ontology annotation, molecular function: ATP binding; RNA binding. The coding region runs from base 120 to 3578 and encodes 1152 amino acids.